AUGCGCAACCGAUAUGACCUUAUUUGGUUACGACCAAGGAGUGUUCAGCGGUGUCGUGAUCACUGGAAUUUCCUUGUAAGCCACGAUCUCGUCGGACCUACGAAGACAACGGCCCUAUCCACGGUGACUGCGAUAUAUGAUAUUGGUUGUUUCUUCGGGGCCCUUGUCGCCUUCACCCUUGGUGAGCGUCUGGGCCGAAAGAAAGAGAUCCUCCUGGGAACUACAAUUAUAGUUCGUUUAGUUUGGCGCAAAUUGUUCGUUGGUCGUAUCGUGUUAGGGCCCAAUCUGGCUGACCGAAACAUCCCAAACAAAAUGGCGCGGAAAACUGGUAAUCCUAGAUAUGAUGAUGAACAUCGCUGGUUUCUGUCUCGUCAACUGGAUCAAUUAUGUAUUAUCAUUUGCAGGCGGCUCCGUAGCCUGGCGGUUUCCACAUGCAUUCCAAUUCUUCUUUUCAUUCUGUGGAGUACAAUGCCCUGGCUGCCGGAGUCUCCUCGAUGGCUCCUCGCCCAUGGCAAAGAAGAAGAGGCAAUCGAAGUCCUCAGCUGCCUCGAAGCAAAGCCGAUCGACGACCCCGUGGUCAUAACCCAGCGCAACCAAAUCGCAUUCAGCUUUCAAUACGGGCGGCAGAACGCCGUGCGCUGGCGGGAUCUCCUCAAAAAGACAAGAAGAACGAUACCAAAACAUUGCGCAGAAUUUCCCUAG
Molecule: messenger RNA, 702 nt
Organism: Penicillium egyptiacum
Lineage: Eukaryota; Fungi; Ascomycota; Eurotiomycetes; Eurotiales; Aspergillaceae
Source: the annotation of a GenBank genome assembly